AACUCAAUCCACGCAUGCGCGGAGGCAGAGCCCCAGGACCGCGAGACUAUCCGCACAGCUUCUCCUUAGGCCCCACAGCUAGAACUCCAAAUCGCCUAGUCCCAACCCAUGCACUCACUAAUCCGGCGCCACACGCUGGGCAUUCCCCACCACCUUAUCUGCUUGAGGACGUAAAGGGCUCUGUGGGGCAGCUGCAGCUUUCGUGCCCAUCUGUUAAAGGCCAGAGCUUCCCAUCUCUGAAAUGCGAUUCACCAGAGAAUAAGCCUGAUGGGAAGUCUGGAGAUAACAGGACACCCAACCAGCAGUUACGAUCAACCAGAUGCUGUUACUGUGUUCUUGGACUUCCCAGCCUCCAGAACUAUGUGAAACCUGAAAUUAGUGAUUUGCCAAAGGAAAUGAUGAGCUACAAUCCCAGCACUUUUCUGAAGCAAUUGAUGAUUAUUAUCUCCACAAGCCUUAUAGAACUGGAGAGUUGAAUUUGUCAAGAUCUGUUAAGUCGCGUGUAGUUGAUGUAACCUGACAGCUAGCAACAUGUAGGGAUCUGGUGACCAAGCCAAGACAUUCGGAAGCACAGACUAAGCAGAGAUGAAUCUUUUUCUAAUCAAUUGGAAUUAUAUUUUUCAGAGGUUUCUCAGUCUGUUGAACAUUAACAGCAUGUUUUAAACACAUUUUGUGCUUUAUAAAAUUGUAAUUAUAGAAAUGAAUUUCUUUGGUCACAAAUUAAUUACAGGAAAAAGUAACGAUGAAGGCUUAGCUAUUGAUUCAUUAUAUCUCUUAAGACUUCCGGGAUAUUUCACAGGCAGAUUGAUGUAGUUCAACCUCUUUUUGGAUGGACAGCUAACUUGGGUUUAAGUAGAACUUAAUUUAGAGUUCAAUCUGUAAAUAUUCACUUACUACAACAAUGCAGUGAGAAUCUUUUUUUUUAAAGUGGCACAUUCUACUGUCAUUAUUAAAUAUAUGCAUAAUAUUCCCCAGAGGCUUAAGAGUAUAGUCACAUACACACACACACACACACACACACACACACACACACACAAACACUUCCAACAUUCUAAAAAAAAAAGAUUCAUGCAAUAUUUGAAUCUCAACCAAAACUUAAUUAAUAAAAUAAAUUGAAUGAAGCCAAAGUACCAGAUUUCCAGAUGUUCUUAAUGUCACUUAUUUCCAUUAUAAAUCUUCAAAUACCAUUAGUACCUCCUUUGGGAGAGAGAAAAGGGAGAACAGAUGCUAGUAGAGUCAGGAGGUGCAACCAUAGGCAUGGUGGGCAGAAUAAUUACAGUUCUUAAAGCAAGUAUAUACAAGGAGCACUGCAUAACUGUUACCGGAAUAUCACAUUGAUCAACUGACCAGUCUACAACAUCCUCUACUAUAGAUGGGGCACCUCCUUUUGGACAAAUACCCUCAGUAAACAGAAGACAAAUAUCAGUUUUGAAUCACCAAGGGUUCUACAUAUAUUGACUUUGAUCACCAAACCAGGAAUUAUUUCCUUGUUUGUAUUUUCCCCAUUGUAAAUACUUGAUUAAUAUUUGCUACACUCUCUUUAUUUCCCUCAUUGCACUCAUUGCCAUUUAUUUAUGUUCUUAUUUGCUUAUUUGUCUCCUACUCUAAGUGGUAAGAAUGUCAUUUUUCUUGGGGAGGGAGAUACAUUUUUAUUGAAUUAUAAUGUUCAUACAGGAAAGUACACAUAUCACUAGUGUAGAACUCAGUGAAUUUUUACAAAUUGAACACAUCUGUAUAAUUAGAGUCUACAUUAAGAAAUAGAAAACAAACAGCACCCCAGAAGUCUCCGGGUGCUAUCUCAUAAGUUGCUAUAUUCCAAAAAUAAGCAUUAUCUGAUUUUUAACAGCUAAGACUAUUUUUACCUAUUCUUAGAAUUAAUAUAAAUGAAACCAUACAGUGUGUACUAUUUUGUGUCUGGCUUCUUUUGUUCAACAUAAUGUUUAUGAGACUCAUGUUAUUGGAGUAGUCAUAGAUCAUUCAUUCGUAAUGCUCUGUGAUAUUACUGUGUAUAAAUAUACCCCCAAUUACUUAUCCAUUCUAUUGCUGAUGUGCAUUUGGAUAAUUUCCAGUUAGAAUUAUUCCACAUAAUUCUAUAAAUAUAUGUUUAUUAAAAGGAUAUGUUUUUGGUGAACAUAUGUAUAGAAUUCUGUGGUGUGUAUUAGCAGUGGAAUUGUUGAGUCAUAGAGUAUGCAUAUGUUCACUUUCAGUAGAUAUGGCAAACUGUUUUCCAAAGUGGUAAAACCAAUUUCCACUUUGCCGUCAGUGUAUGUGUGAAGGAUUAUAUCUAUUUUCUUCAUAAUUGUAUCUUCUGUACUUGUCAUAGUGCUUAGUACAUGGUAGGCACUCAAGAAGUCUUAGAUGAAUCAACUCAAUUGAUAUGUCAACAGCGGCUAAACGACUAUUGCCAUUUCAUUGAUCUUUUCAAGCUUGUAAGAAGACAAAACAACUUUACAGCCCAAUUUACAAUUUUGCCAGAAUCUUCCCCUAGAUAAUUAGUACCUUGAAAAAAAGACCUCCUCACUGAAUGCUUUUUUCUACUCAAAUGGCUGACUCUUAAUGGAAUAAGCAGUAUUCAUUUGAUAACAUAAUAGAACAUACAUAUGUUAGCACGGUAAGGCAUUUUAACCUCAAAUCUCCUACCUCCUCAUUAUACAGCUGAGGAUACAGAGGGCUAGGCACAGUGGCUCACGCCUGUAAUCCUAGCACUUUGGGAGGCUGAGGUGGGUGGAUCAUUUGAGGUCAGGAGUUCGAGACCAGCCUGGCCAGCAUGGUGAAACCCUGUCUCUACUAAAAAUACAAAAACUAGCCAGGCGUGGUGGUGAGCACCUGUAGUCUCAACUACUCAGGAGGCUGAGGCAGGAGAAUUGCUUGACCCCAUGCUGUUCUCAUGAUAGUGAGUGAGUUCUCACAAGAUCUGAUGGUUUAAAAGUGUGUAGCAUUUCCCCCCGGCUCUCUCUCUCUCUCUCUCCUACUGCCAUGUAAACAAGGUGCUUCCCCUUCGCCUUCUGCCACAAUAGUAAGUUUCCUGAGGCCUCCCCAGUCAUGCUUCCUGUUAAGCCUAAGUCUCAGGUAGUUCUUUAUAGCAGUGUGAGAACAGCAGAUUUAACACCAGGCAGAUUUAACCUAAAGAAGACUACCUCAAAGCCUCUAAUGAUCAAACUCCUAAAGGUCAAAAAUAAAGAAAGGAUCCUACAAGCAACAAGAAAGAAGAAACAACAUACAAUAGCAGUCCAAUAUGUCUGACAGCAGACUUUUCAGUGCUGUCUUGUAGCCCAUUAUUUUUAAUUGGUGACAACUUAACAGUGAUUCCAUAAACAAACAUGGAAAAAUAAAACUAAUAAAAACUCUACACUUUAACUUCUUCCCUUUGCUUUUUAACUUUUUGUUGUUUCUCUUUAUGUCUUAUUAUACUGUCUAUGUCUUGGAAAGCUAUUUUAGUUUGUUGUUUUUGAUUGGUUCAUCAUUUAAUCUUUCUACUGAAGUUUAGUAGUUUACACACCACAGCUACAGUGUUAUUCUGUAUUUUUCUGUGUGCUAACUAUUACCAGUGAGUUUUCCACCUUCAGGAGAGAAUGGUAUGACAUAUUUAAAGUGCUGAAGGAAAAAAAAUUGGAAACUAGAGUAGUAUAUCCAGUGAAAAUAUCCUUUAAGCAUUAAGGAGAAAUAAAGACCUUCUCAGACAAACAAAACCUGAGGGAUUUCAUCAAUACCUGAACUAUCCUACAAGAAAUGCUGAAGAGACUUCUUCAAUCUGAAAGAAAAAGAAGUUAAUGAGUAAGAAGAUACAGAGGGAAAAAUACAUGAGGCAAAACUGAUAAACUGCAACAAGAUGUAAAUGAGAUAUACUAUUAUCAUUGGAUAUUUUAACACACUUUUAUUAGAAAAAAAUCCAGCAGGUAGAAAAUCAGUAACGAUAUAGAUGAACUUAAUCCAUUUAUUGGACUGCUUCAUCCCACAGCAGCAGCUUAUACAUUUUCCUCAAGCUUACAUGAAAGAUUCACCAAUAUAGACCAGAUGGGGGGCCAUAAAAGACACAUUAACACAUUUUUUAAAAAAUAGAAACCAUAAAAUUCUGCUUUCAGACCACAAUGCAAUUAAGUUAGAAAUGAAUAACAGAAAGAUAGCUGAAAAAUCCCAAAAUGUUGAAGAUUAAACAAAAUACUUCUAACACAAAUCAUAGAAGAAAUCUCAAGAGAACUUUAAAAAUAUUUCCAAUUAAAUGAAAAUAAAAAUAUAACUCAUCAAAAUAUGUGGGAUACAGUGAAAGGAGUGCUUAGAGGGAAAUUUAUAGCACUGAAUGCAUAUUUUAGGGAAGACAAAUUAUCUAAAAUGAAUAAUCUAACUUUUUAUCUUAGAAAACUAGAAAAGGAAGAGGAAAUUAAAUCCAAAGUAAGCAGAAGAAGAGAAGAAAAUAAAAGAAUAUUAGAAGUGAGGGCAGAAAUCAAUGAAAUUGAAAACAGGAAAUCAAUAGAGAAAAUCUACACAACCAAAAGCUGAUAUUUAAAAAAGAUAUUUUAACAGUUCUGUACAAUCUCUUCUAGGAUAUAGAAGCAGAGAAAAUACUUCCCAACUCAUUCUAUGAGGCUAGCAUUACCAUAAUAUCAAAACCAGACAAACAUAAGAAAACUACAGACCAAAUAGCUGUCAUGAACAUAUAUGCAAAAAAUCUCAAAAAAAAUAGCAAAUUGAAUUCAACAAUGUCUAAAAAAAUUAUAUACCACAACCAAGUGGGAUUUAUCACAUGUAUCCAAGGCUCAUUAAACAUUUGAAAAUCAAUUAAUAUGAUUCAUCACAUCAACAAGCUAGAAAAAAAUGUGAUCAUAUCAAUAGAUACAGAAAAAGCACUUGAGAAAAUCCAACAUUUAUUUAUGAUGAAAACUCUCAGUAAAUUAGGAGGAAAGGUGAGCUUCCCCAACUUGAUUAAGAAUAUCUACAGAACACCUCCAGCUAACAUAAUAUUUAAUGGUGAGAAACUCAGCCUUCCCACCAAAACCAAGAACAAAACAAGGAUGCCCCUUCUCACCACUCCUUUCAACAUCAUACUGAAAAUACUAGCUAAUGCAAUAAGACAAGAAAAAAAUAAAAAGUAUACAGAUUGGGAUGGAAGAAAUAAAACUGUCUUUAUUCACAGAUAACAUUGUCAUCUACAUAGGAAAUUUCAAAAAAUGGAAAAAACACUUGCCUGAGGCCAGGCACAGUGGCUCAUGCCUGUAAUCCCAACACUUUGGGAGGCCAAGGUGCAUGGAUCACCUGAGGUCAGGAGUUCAAGACCAGUCUGGCCAACAUGGUGAAAACUUGUCUCUACUAAAAAUAUGAAAAAUUAGCCAGGCGUGGUGGCAGGCACCUGUAAUCCCAGCUACAAUCCCAGCUGUAAUCCUCAGCAGGAGGCUUAGGCAGGAGAAUCACUAGAACCCGGGAGGUGGAGGCUGCAGUGAGCCAAGAUAGCACCAUUGCACUUCAGCCUGGGCAACAAGAGCAAAACCCGAAACGCCCUCUCAUAAAAAAAAAAAAAAUCACACCAAGUUAUUUUGUGAAUAUUGACAGACUCAUUCUAAGGCUUAUAUGGAAAGGCAAAAGAUCUAGAAUAACCAACAAGAUAUUGAAGGAAAAGAACAAAAUUGGAGGACUGACGCUACCUUACUUCAGAUUACUAUAAAGCUACAGUAAUCAAGACUACAUAGUAUUGGUGAAAAAAAUGGACAAAUAGGUCAAUGGAACAAAGUAGAGAUCCCAGAAAUAGACCUACAUAACUAUAGUUGACUAAUCCUUGACAAAAGAAUAAAGGCAAUAAAAUGAAGCAAAGAUAGUCUUUUCAAAAAAUGAUGCUGGAACAACUGGACAUCCACAUGGACGAAAAUGAAUCUAGACACAAACCUUACACCCUUCAUACGAAUUAAUUCAAAAAUGUACCAUAGACCUAAAUACAAAAUGAAAAAGUAUAAAACUGCUAGACAAUAAUAACAUAGGAGAAAUCCUAGGAGACUUAGGGUAUGGUAAUG
Symphalangus syndactylus (siamang) is the source of this 5999-nucleotide messenger RNA. RefSeq lists its product as uncharacterized. Lineage: Eukaryota; Metazoa; Chordata; Mammalia; Primates; Hylobatidae. The record is from RefSeq and is a predicted model, not a curated record.